Messenger RNA from Darwinula stevensoni, 2450 nucleotides. The record is from the annotation of a GenBank genome assembly. Lineage: Eukaryota; Metazoa; Arthropoda; Ostracoda; Podocopida; Darwinulidae.
UGAAGGAUAUUAAUAGCUAGUUUUAUUGGUGAAGAAAACUUGGGCCAACAUGGCAACUCCUCUUCACGCUACUCACAAAGUGCAGGAAUCCAUCCUACCUAAGUGGGCUGAUUUAUUUCGUAUAUAUGAACAGCUUGCCAUUGGUAAUGAAGCUGAAUUCCAGCAAUUGGCCAAGAGUCAUGAGAGGUUGAGGAAAGCCUUGGUUGGGAAGAGGGAUGAAGUGGAACGCCUGACGUCCGAAUUGGUGUUCCUGCAGGAUCAGAUGACCCAUCGAGAUCGUACUAUUUCACGGACCCAGUGUGCAUUGGAUCAGGUGACUCAGACUGCGGAGAAAUUCCAGGGUGGUUUUACUACUGCUGCGGCUCUCAUACGUGAUAUCGGGGCUGAGACUUACAAGGAAAAUGGAGUUUUUACUAUUCGAGACAUGGUCAACAAAUUCCUGGAUCAGUUUAAUCAUCUGAUCAAGGGUGAAGGUUCAUUUGGUGCUGAAUUAAGCCGAGCGAAGGGUCUUUCUAUCAUAGAUGAAGCUAAUUCUAGUGAAGGUACUCUGGAUAUAGAUGUGGAUGGACUUUCAACUGACGAUCUGUCUGGGAAUGCUAGCCGUUAUUCGCUUCGGUCUCGAAAGACUCGACUGGAGGAUGGAGGGAAGAGUGAGAGAGAGAAACGGGGCGAAGGGGAUGAUUACGAAGGAGACAGGCGUCGGAGUGGGAAGCGGCGUCGGAGUGCCUCCCAGCCGCCACCUGCUGCUGUGUCUGGAGGAGAUGUGGGGCCCACCCUCGUUGCCACCACGACUGUCACUGUCCAUAAUAGUGGACCUAUCCGUGCCUCUGCUGUCCUGGAGGCUAAUAAGGACAAGGAUGAUGAUCGUCAACCUCCACGCAAGAGUCGUUGCCCAGUCACACGUUCCAUGGAACGUUUGGAGAAAACUAGUUCAGAUGAGACAGAUAGUAUCCCAAGUCUUGACAUAAACAGAAAGCAGAUUUCCAUGAAGCUUGGACAGCGUCAAGCAAAGGGUAGGUUGAGCAAGCUCCUGGCUUCUGUUGGAUCUGACCCUGUAGUGGCACCUGCAUCUGCUCCUGCAACUCCACCUGAGAAAAUGCUUUCAUCCAAGAUUAACCAGUGCCCUAUGGUCCCUGGAUUGAUCAUCCACUGCGUACAAGAAAUUGAACGCCGAGGCCUCAAGGACGUUGGCCUGUACCGAAUUUCGGCACCUGAAAGUGCUGUUGUCAACCUCAAGGAGAAAUUCCUACAUGGGAAGGGUCUUCCAAACCUGCGAAAUGUAAAUGACACCCACGCCCUGGCAGGUACCAUCAAGGACUUUUUGCGUGGUCUCAAUGACACCUUGGUACCUAACAGUCAUUGGCAGGCAUUCAGCGAUGCAGGCAUGAAGUGCAUCGUUGAUAAGUCAGAUGAGCCCCUCCGAAAGGCCAUCAUGGAACUGGCUCAGCCCAAUAGGGACACCCUUGCUUACUUCCUCCUUCAUCUUCAGCGCAUCAUCAACAGCCCAUCCUGCAUGAUGUCAGCCGACAAUCUGUCCAAGAUUCUUGCUCCGACUGUGAUAGGCUGCUCACAGCCUCAUGCUUCAGCAGAGAUCAUGUAUCGUGAGCUUGGACAGUCUCAGAUGGUGUUGAAGUGCCUGUUGGAGAUGCCUGGUUCAUUUUGGGAGCAAUUUGCAUAUCCAGAAGAGAGUACUAGUGACAAUGAGCAUGAAUUUGCCAGUCUUCUUGGCCCCCUGACCACCAUGCCCAGUCCUGUUUCAACCAAUUCUCAUCUACCCUUGACCUUGAGCAAGUUCCAGUCACCUCUCUUAUAAACAGCCUUCCAGGACCUUGGCCAGUAGACAUGGAAUUUCCUGUCUGCUCUGUCAGCAAUCUAAAUGUAUUCAGGUGUCUCAUUUUUUCAAAAUUGUGCCAACCAUAAUAAUUUUUUUUUCCCUAUAUCUAUGGAUAGUUGUCACAAUGUUGUCUUCUUUCAGAUCUUUCCUUCCCCUAUUGCCUUCUUUUUUUAAAAUUAUAUAUCUACUCAUGCUGUAUUCCCUUUCCUUACUUGCAUUUUUGAGACCCUGCUUUUGUAAAUAUUUUUUUUCUCUCUCUCUCUCUCUCUGUAUGAAUCCCCACCUAGACUAUUUGAGAUUUUUCAUCAUUUUUGUUUUGGCUACAGCAGGGGAGAUGUUCUCGUGUAUCUAUUUGUGAAACUGUGGUGCAAAGGAUGUCUUUAUGUUCUUUUAAAUUUUGAUCAUUGACAUCGACUGAGAGCAAUAACAAUAAUCAGAACGAACAACAUUUUCUCCAAACAAGAAGGAGGAGAAUGAUUUCUAGCAGCUCCUUUUUCUAUAGCCAAUUUCUGUUUAAAUCUCUCCAAUUUUUGUAAAGUUGAUGCAAAAGAUGUCUACUAUGUUUUCAUUUUGAUAAGUAUGGGUAUUGAUAUUUGGGAACAUAUUGCCAAGGACA